Molecule: messenger RNA, 1491 nt
Organism: Magnolia sinica
Lineage: Eukaryota; Viridiplantae; Streptophyta; Magnoliopsida; Magnoliales; Magnoliaceae
Product: disease resistance protein At4g27190-like
Exons: 1
Coding region: 1-1491 (496 amino acids)
Molecular function (GO): ADP binding
Source: RefSeq, a predicted model, not a curated record
AUGGCCAUGGAAACCUUAGGUUCUAUAAUCCUGCAAGCAGGAAAAUACCUCUGUGGCUUCAUAUUCUCCAAGGCCACCAUAUUCAUCAAAUUUCGAUCUAACGUGGAAGAACUCGACCGGUACAUGAAACGACUUGUGAAUCUGAAAACCACCAUAAAUGAAGAGCUUGAAUCCGCCGAUAAAGAAGGGAGGCUACCGACUACGGAAGUUAAAGAGUGGCUGAAAGAUGUCGAAGAAAUCCAGAUCAAAGUGAAUUUGAUAGAGGAAGAAGUCACAUCAAAUGAAGAAAAUCUAUGUGGGUGUGGGCUAAAUUGUUGUAUGCGAUAUAGAUUGAGCAAAGAAGCGGUGGAAAAGCUCGUGGACGUGAAAGAAGCUAUAGAUUCAGCUAAUUUUCCAGUGGGGAUGGUGGUGAGGAAUCCCCGAGCACGGGCGGUUGAGGAGAUCCCGGUUGCACCAAUCAUGGGUCAGAGAGCGGCACUUGAUACACUAGAACGGAUUUUGGAGCUUGUGGUGGAUGAACGAGUCGGAUAUAUUGGGAUAUGGGGUAUGGGAGGAGUAGGCAAGACUACUCUGGUAAAAAACUUGAACAACAAGCUUGAAUGCUCUUCCUCAGCUCAAGCUUUCGAUGUUAUCAUAUGGGUGACGGUAUCAAAGGACUCCGACAUGAAGAGGGUUCAAUCGCAGGUCGCUAAAAGAUUGAACGUCAGGAUGGGAAGGGGAGAAACCAUACAGGAACUUGCUAUUCGGUUGUUCGCAGAAUUGAAGGGGAAGAAAUUCCUCUUGAUUCUCGAUGAUGUCUGGGAGAAAAUCGAUCUGGAUGAAUUGGGUAUACCACAUGGGGAAGGUCACAAAGGUUUUAAGAUCAUAUUGACCACUCGAUCUCUCGAUGUGUGUAGGGGGAUGAAGACGGAUAAAGACAUCAGAGUGGAAGUUCUUAGCGAUGAAGAAGCUUGGAUGUUGUUUUGCCAAAACGCAGGAGACAUGACUGAUUUUGUCAGGGUAGGAGAACUUGCAAGAGCUGUUGCUAGAGAAUGUAGCAGUCUGCCACUAGCGAUCAUCACCGUAGGGAGGGCUAUGAGGAGGAAGACGAGGAUCGAGUUGUGGAAGCAUGCUUUGGAAGAACUGCGAAGCUCAGUCCCAGACAUCAGAGGGAUAGAAAAGGAGGUCUUUUCUCCAUUGAAGUGGAGUUAUGACUCAUUACAAGGUAAGAACAUCAAACCAUGCUUCUUGUAUUGCUCUUUAUUCCCUGAAGACUACUCUAUCGAAGCAAGCAAACUCGUACAAUACUGGAUAGCAGAGGGAUUAAUCGAUGAGAGGCAGAAUUUCGAAUCAGCAUCAAAUAGGGGGAUUGCCUUGAUUGAAAAUCUCAAGGACUCAUGCCUCUUGGACAAUGGCGCACACGAGGGGACAGUAAAGAUGCAUGACGUUGUCCGCGAUGUUGCCAUCUGGAUAGCAUCCUCGCUCGAAGAUGGAAGCAGGUUCUUUGUUUAA